Messenger RNA from Penicillium taxi, 780 nucleotides. RefSeq names its product proteasome core particle subunit beta 6 (gene prs3). Lineage: Eukaryota; Fungi; Ascomycota; Eurotiomycetes; Eurotiales; Aspergillaceae. The record is from RefSeq and is a predicted model, not a curated record. The transcript has 2 exons. The coding region runs from base 1 to 780 and encodes 259 amino acids. Gene Ontology annotation, cellular component: proteasome core complex.
AUGACGUCGCUCCUGGACCCAUCUCGCCAGGCCCUCGGAUACUCCUUCUCCGAACCAACAGCUGCUCCUGUUCGACAGCAUGGAUUUUACCCAUAUACCGACAACGGUGGCUCGACCCUAGGCAUCACAGGAUCUGAUUUCGCAAUCCUCGCUGGCGACACCCGCUCCACAUCAGGAUACAGUAUCAACUCUCGCAUGGUUCCAAAGGUUUUCAAAAUUGGUGGCGAUGAUGAGACCGGCGAGGGAGCCCAAAUUCUUCUCUCAGUAGUUGGCUUCGCUGCCGACGGUACUGCCCUCAAGGAACGACUGGACGCUGUGGUGAAGAUGUACAAGUACCAGCACGGAAAGGCCAUGUCCGUCUCGGCCUGUGCUCAACGAUUGUCCACAAUUCUCUACGGCAAGCGUUUCUUUCCUUACUAUGUGCACGCCAUUUUGGCCGGUCUGGAUGAAGAAGGCAAAGGAGCUCUGUACAGUUACGACCCCGUGGGUUCGUACGAGCGCGAGCAAUGUCGCGCUGCAGGUGCGGCAUCCAGCUUGAUCAUGCCUUUCCUGGAUAACCAGGUCAACUUCAAGAACCAAUAUAUCCCUGGUAGUGGAGAAGGUCACGCACUGGAACCUAAAAAGGCCGAGCCUCUCCCCCGCGAGACAGUUGAACGGUUGGUUCGGGAUGCCUUCACAAGUGCCGUGGAACGUCAUAUCGAGGUUGGUGAUAACUUGCAAAUGCUGAUUAUCACCAAAAAUGGAAUCGAGGAAGUGUUCCACCCUCUGAAGAAGGAUUAG